Radiomyces spectabilis is the source of this 840-nucleotide messenger RNA. RefSeq lists its product as uncharacterized. The record is from RefSeq and is a predicted model, not a curated record. The transcript has a single exon. Lineage: Eukaryota; Fungi; Mucoromycota; Mucoromycetes; Mucorales; Radiomycetaceae. The annotation marks the transcript as partial.
AUGAAAGAAGCGGUACACCUUAGAAAAGAAGCGGUACACUUUAAAAAAGAAGCGGUACACUUUAAAAAAGAAGCGGUACACUUUGAAAAAGAAGCGGUACACUUUAAAAAAGAAGCGGUACACCUUAUAAAAGAAGCGGUACACCUUAGAAAAGAAGCGGUACACUUUAAAAAAGAAGCGGUACACUUUAAAAAAGAAGCGGUACACUUUAAAAAAGAAGCGGUACACCUUAUAAAAGAAGCGGUACACUUUGAAAAAGAAGCGGUACACUUUGAAAAAGAAGCGGUACACUUUGAAAAAGAAGCGGUACACCUUAGAAAAGAAGCGGUACACCUUAGAAAAGAAGCGGUACACUUUGAAAAAGAAGCGGUACACCUUAGAAAAGAAGCGGUACACUUUAAAAAAGAAGCGGUACACCUUAGAAAAGAAGCAGUACACUUUAAAAAAGAAGCGGUACACUUUAAAAAAGAAGCGGUACACUUUAAAAAAGAAGCGGUACACUUUGAAAAAGAAGCGGUACACUUUGAAAAAGAAGCGGUACACCUUAGAAAAGAAGCGGUACACUUUAAAAAAGAAGCAGUACACUUUAAAAAAGAAGCGGUACACUUUAAAAAAGAAGCGGUACACUUUAAAAAAGAAGCGGUACACUUUGAAAAAGAAGCGGUACACCUUAGAAAAGAAGCGGUACACUUUGAAAAAGAAGCGGUACACUUUGAAAAAGAAGCGGUACACUUUAAAAAAGAAGCGGUACACUUUAAAAAAGAAGCGGUACACUUUGAAAAAGAAGCGGUACACUUUGAAAAAGAAGCGGUACACCUUAUAAAAGAAGCGGUACACUUU